AGAGAUCGAGUGCAGUGCGAGAAUAACGAAGUAUGUCUGCCUGCUAAAACCCUAAAAUUGCAGGCAUAAAGGGCUCUCCGUGCUUCAUUUUCUCCUUCUCGGCCACUUCGCUUGCUGGGUUGAGGAUGGGGCGGGGGAGGGUUGAGGUGAGGAGAAUAGAGAACAAGAUCAAUAGGCAGGUGACCUUCUCCAAGAGGAAGGCCGGGCUGCUGAAGAAGGCCUACGAGCUCUCUGUUCUCUGCGACGUCGAACUCUCCCUCAUCAUCUUCUCCAGCCGCGGCAAGCUCUUCGACUUCUCCACCGCCUCCAGUUUGCUUAAAAUAAUUGAACGGUAUCGAAGGUGUAGCCAUAAUGAUAUUCCUUCAGAAUCCUUGGUCUCAUCAAAUAAUGAGAUACAGGAUAAUUAUCAAGAAUUCUUGAGGCUGAAAACACGAGUUGAGUUUCUACAACGUUCUCAGAGAAACUUGCUUGGUGAAGAUCUACUGUCCCUAAACGAUAAAGAGCUUGAUCAACUUGAGAAUCAAAUUGAAGUAUCUUUAAGCCAUAUCAGAUCAAGAAAGAGCCAAGUAAUUACUAAUCAGAUAUCUGAGCUUAAAUGUAAGGAAAACAUGUUGCAAGAAUCUAACAUAACCCUGAGAAAGAAGUUGCAAGAAAUAGUUGCCGAUGAUUUCCUCGAUAGCUCAAUGCAAGAGGGUGAUAACAACUAUAUGGAUGCUGAUCAAUUGGAGUUUCAACCUCUCGAAGGUGAUCCUCCCGUGGAAAUUGGAUCCAAUCCCUCCAUGGGCCUUCUGAAUGGUGAAUUUACUGGGAUGGCGGAAGAUGUUGAAGAAUUUGUCAGGCAAUGGAUGUGAAAUCUUGAUCCCAAACUAUGUAUAUAGACCAUAUUUAAACAUAUGAGAAAGGACAAUAAAGGUUCAUAUAAACGUUUCUUCAUGGUGUGCAUGUAUGUAAAAAAGAUCAUAUUGUACAAAUAUCAAGAUAAGAAAAGGUGUCGAUCAGAGUUUAGUCCGUAAACUUAAUAUUGUUUUUGGUGUAAGUUUUGUAAAGUACAUUUGAGUUAUCUUAAUAAUCUGUUGGGAUUCA
Molecule: messenger RNA, 1083 nt
Organism: Zingiber officinale
Lineage: Eukaryota; Viridiplantae; Streptophyta; Magnoliopsida; Zingiberales; Zingiberaceae
Product: truncated transcription factor CAULIFLOWER A-like
Exons: 9
Coding region: 126-851 (241 amino acids)
Biological process (GO): positive regulation of transcription by RNA polymerase II
Cellular component (GO): nucleus
Molecular function (GO): DNA-binding transcription factor activity, RNA polymerase II-specific; RNA polymerase II cis-regulatory region sequence-specific DNA binding; protein dimerization activity
Source: RefSeq, a predicted model, not a curated record